AGAGUUGGAGCAGCAGUGCUAUCAGAUAACAUCUCUAGGAUACUUCACACCAUCUGACUGACUCAGAAUAUGACUCCCUUCACACCAAUCCAGAAGGUAGUGCCAAAUAAAGAAAAUGCCCCAGCAGUAAACACAGUUCCUGCUGUCGAAGAGCUUACAACUGUGGAUGAGAAACCAGCUCUACCUCAAGUUCCAGCUGAGGAACAGAGUCCAGCUCCACCUCAUGUUCCAGCUGUAGAACAGAGUCCAGCUCUACCUCAAGUUCCAGCUGUAGAACAGAGUCCAGCUCCACCUCAUGUUCCAGCUGUAGAACAGAGUUCAGCUCCACCUCAUGUUCCAGCUGUAGAACAGAGUCCAGCUCCACCUCAUGUUCCAGCUGUAGAACGGAGUUCAGCUCCACCUCAUGUUCCAGCUUUAGAACAGAGUCCAGCUCCACCUCAUGUUCCAGCUGUAGAACAGAGUCCAGCUCCACCUCAUGUUUCAGCUGUAGAACAGAGUUCAGCUUCAUCUCAUGUUCCAGAUGUGCAGGAUGUAUCCAUGGCUGCAGCACCUCAGAAGCGCUUAACCAUAUACAUGUUGGAGUCUGCAGAUUUUGAAAUGCAGAUCCAGAUGGCACAUGAUCACCUGUUGCCUCUGGUAGAGAAAAUCCACCCGGCUGAAGCGAAUAAAAUUUCAUGGAUGCUGAUUGGGAGUGAAAACAAUUUUGAAAUCAUGAACAUGAUUUCUGAUCCUGAUCUUCUGCAAGCAAAAGUGGAUGAAAUGAACAUGAUCCUAAAAACAGGAGAAGCAGGAGUCAAGUCGGAAACAAAGGUGCUCUUUGGCACAAAGAAAAAGAGGAAGAACAAGAAGAAAAAAAUAUAUUUAUAAUAAUAAUAAUAAUAAUAAUAAUAAUUAUUAUUAUUAUUAUUAUUAUUAUUAUUAUUAUUUUAAAAAUAUUAUAUUAAUAUU
Messenger RNA from Silurus meridionalis, 948 nucleotides. RefSeq names its product protein app1-like. NCBI's taxonomy places the organism in Eukaryota, Metazoa, Chordata, Actinopteri, Siluriformes, Siluridae. The transcript is spliced from 5 exons. Gene Ontology annotation, molecular function: RNA binding. The record is from RefSeq and is a predicted model, not a curated record. The coding region runs from base 70 to 867 and encodes 265 amino acids.